This is a messenger RNA of Brassica napus (rape), 1843 nucleotides long. Its product is annotated as tetratricopeptide repeat protein 38. Bases 422 to 1630 code for a protein of 402 amino acids. NCBI's taxonomy places the organism in Eukaryota, Viridiplantae, Streptophyta, Magnoliopsida, Brassicales, Brassicaceae. The record is from RefSeq and is a predicted model, not a curated record. Gene Ontology annotation, molecular function: protein binding. The transcript has 14 exons.
AUGUAGAGAGAAAGAGUAACGGAUAAUACGUUUAUCCAAAAGAGGCGAGCGAAAAACCAAAGUGCAACACGUCACAUGAUCCGCAAGAGACGAACUCGUGUUACUUGAUUGAUUGAUGGCAACAAGUAAAAUGCAAAUCUCGCUGUCUCCUUCAUGUUUUGAUUAAACCUCUGUCUUUUUUUUUUCUAAUUUCUCUUUAAAAUGGACAAGACACUGAGAUGUGUCCGGUGGGGUUACGAGGUUAAUGCCUCUUCCGAUGAAUGCAUCAACGCAAUUGACUCAUACUUUCAUCAGGUUCUUAGUUAUGGGAGGAACUGGAAAGUGAUUCUAGAAGCACCACUCCACGACAAAGAUUGUGUCUUGGGCAACGUUUUAGCUGCUCAUUACCUUUCCUCAUCGGAUCAUUCCAAAGCUAAUACCUAUGUUGAAGCUGCAAGAUCCAAUCUUUAUAAAUUCGUUUUAUCUUCAGGAACAAUCUACAUCUUAUGAGAAAGCUGUUUUCGAGGCUGUUAGUUAUCUCAGCUCCGAGGACAGGGAUGAUGACUUGGCUCUUGAAAUGCACACCCAGCUACUUACAAGAUUCCCUAAGGAUCUGGCUUCUCUGAAGAGAGCUCAGGUUUUAUGCUUCUACAUGGGACAGCCUGCUCCCUUUUUGAGUCUUGUGCAGCAAGUUCUACCAGUGAAUCAAGAAGAGAGUUACAUACACGGUAUGCUUGCGUUCCCAUUGUUAGAACUUGGUCGAAUGGAGGAAGCUGCUGCAGCUUCCAGAAAAGGCUAUGAGAUUAACAAAGAAGACGCCUGGGCACAUCACUGUUUGUGUCAUGUUCUUCAACAUGAAUGUCAGUUUAAAGAAGCAGUGGAGUUCAUGGAAGAACUCUCAGAAUCUUGGCACUCUUGCUCAUCCUUCUUGUAUACACACAAUUGGUGGCAUAUUGCUCUCUGUUACUUGGAAGGAGGGUCACCAAUGAGCAAAAUAGAGGAGAUUUAUGAUAAUCACAUCUGGAAAGAAUUGGAGAAAGGCGACGCUGUUCCUCCUGAAGUUUAUCUCAAUGCUAUCGGUUUGUCAUUGCGUUUGGAUGUAAGAGAUGCUCUCAAAGGUUCGUUUGAUGACCGUCUAAAACUCCUUGCAGCUCGCUUGACUGAUCAGGAAAACUGGUAUAUGUCAUGGCACCUUGACAUACUGAUUGUUUGGGCACUAGCCAAGGUUGGAGAGACUUCAAAAGCUCGUGAAUUACUAGAGGGUCUGAAGCUCCGACUAUCAAAGAUGAACAAGAAGAAACAAGAGGUGAUGAAGAAAGGGAUUCAGCUCGGAGAAGCUGUGUAUGAAUACGCAAAGGGUGACUACAAAAAGGCUCUAGAACUGCUUGGUUCAGAUUUUAACGCCUUUGAUUACAAGAUCAUUGGAGCAUCAUAUGAACAGAUUGAUGUUUUCAACGAAAUGUGGUGCCAGCUGUUGCUAAAGACAGGCCAAUCCUCAACUGCCAAAGGAGUGAUAAAAGAGAGGAUCAAGGUCAGAGAUGGUGUUCCUUUCACGUGGCGUUUACUGGAGAAGAGUUGUGACAUGGAAGGCAAUGCAGAGGCUGAGAGUGCAGGAGAGAGAGCUAAGAAGCUGGGAUCUUCUUAUUUUUAACUCUGCUGUUGCCAGUACCGGUCUAACAUAAUAUAAUGCCCUAAGCCAGUUCAAAAAAAUUUAUGCAUUUAUAUCUCUAUAAUAUUAUUUGAGAAGUCAGUUUCUUACGUGUAGUUCUCAUGUUAAUUUUAAAGUAGUUAAUUACAAAAGUAUUCUUAAUGAAUUGAAAAUAUUAUGCAGAAUGUCAUUAUUAUAAAUUUUUAUUUUAUUUUC